AUGACUUUAGCAGUGCUCAAGUUCAAGGGAAGGCAAAUUAACGAGAUGCACGAGCAAAUUAAGGAAUUGACGGAGAAACAAAUUCAGCUUCAGAGUUCAGAAACUCCAUUGGAAUUAAAUGACGAAAUAAAUCGCCUACAAGCCACAAUUGACAAACUCGAGCUCGAUAAGGCGCAUUACAAGAACAAAUCCCGCGAACAAGCCGUUCAAAUUAACGUUCUUCAACGCAAAAUUCAGGAAAAUCAACAAGAUAACGAUUCGGGCGAUGCUUUAUCCGAUCUUGACAAACAACAAGAGCUUUUGAGCAACAUCAGUGCAAAAAAUAAACACAUCAAACGCCUUCUCCGUGACAUCGAGGAGCUUGAAAGUCAAAAUGUCAUCCAAUCUCGUCUCGUUGCUGAACUUCAAGAAAUCCAAAGAGACGGAAACAUCAACUUGGCAACACUUUCGCAACAAUUUCACGAGUCUCAAGUGAUAAUUAACAAGCAAAGUGACACAAUUAAGGAAAAUGUCCUUGAAAUGGAGAACUUGAAACAACUUCUUGCGAAGGCAGCUCAAGAAAAAAGUGACAUCAACAAAGAAGUCGAAGCGUUUAAAGUCCAACUCGAGGAACGAGCGACAGUUUGGCAAGAAAUUUUGGCAGCUAAAGACACGGAAUUGAAAGAAAUCAAAGAAAAAUACGACGAAUUGGUAUCAAAACAUCCCGGAUACAACAUCGAUCAAGAGCGAAAUGAGUUCCAAAGACUCACGGAUGCCAUUGUCGACAAAGAUCGUGUCAUCCAAGAGAUGGAAGAACACAUUAAAACCCUAAACACGACAAUUCAAGACUUGAAAAACGACGUUAGUCGUCUCACGAGCGACAAAAAACAGUUUGAAAAGGAAAAACUCGAAAGCAAAUCCGGAAAAUGUUGUUCCAAUACGUCACUUUUGCUCGAAAAAUCCAACGAACGUUGCAUGGAGCUUCAAGAAGCCCUAUCACGAAUCGAAUCCGACAACGUUACGAAGGCAAAACAAGCCUUUGAUGCCAUCGAAGCACUCAAAAACUACGAAAAAGGUCAAUAUGGGCUCCCCGAAGCUCUUGUAAAAAUAAAUCAUCUUCGCGACAAAAUCAAUUCCCGCGAUAAGCAGAUCCGUGAACUCAUUUCUGACGUGAAUCAAGCUAAUGAACUGGCAAUGGAGAAUUGUAUUUUGCGAAAAAGGUUAAAUAUUCCCAUUGACGACGUGAUUUCGACGAAAAAUUUUGUCGCAAAGCAGAAGCGAUAUGAAAAAUUGAAUGAAAAACUGAACCUGAAGCUGCGCGGAUAUGAAGAAAUGGUUUUGCAACUCAAACUGGAGCGAAAUGAACUUCGAAGGAAGCUCCAUGGAGAUCAUGGAGACACCAAAAAGCGUGAUUCGAAGAAAAAACGACAAGAAAAUGUCAUUGACGAUGAUGAAGUCGACAUUUCAACGGAAGAUGAUAAUUCUUCGAUGUUGGUUCAAAGUCAGAAUUUGUGUGAAAAAUGCUUGAAAAAAAUAAAAAAGUCGAAAAACGAUCAAAAAUCGCCCGAAAAUGAAAAUUAUCAAAAGUUACAGAUGCUUCACGAACGCGUCGUCGAGGAAAAUGAGAACUUGCGACUUGGGAUGCACGAAAUUUUGCAACAACUGAGGGAGUGUGAUGCUAAAACAUCGAAUGUAACUGUCGACAGUAGCACUUUGGAACGACUUUUGCACGCAUUGGAUGCUCGUUCGAUCUCGGGAUGGUAUCAUCCAGCGAUGAGGAUGCAAAAUGAACUCUUAGCGACGAAAGAACGUGAGAUGCAACUCUUAGAACGUGUUCGCAUGAACGAAGAUCUCUUAAUGAAAGGCGUCGUGAACAUGGGAGACACCCAAAAAAUAAUUCAAAUCGAUAUGAAUCAAGAAGUAACACGACUUCGUGAAGCUUUGGAAGAAAAAACGCAAGAUUUGGAAAAGUACAAACGCAUUGUCGAGUCUGACGAUCAAAACCAAACUGAUCUCCUGGCAGAAACGGACCGUUUGAGGAUCGUCGAGAAGCAAUAUGAUGAUUUGGUAGCGAUUUUAGAGAAAUCCGAGAACGAAAGAGACCUUCUUCUUGUAUCGACAAUCAAAAAUCUCAACGAAAUCGAACAUAAAAUGGCAGUAAUGAAGCGAAAAUUCGAUUAUCUCAAACAAGAAAACAUCAAUUUAUCCUCUGCCAUCAAGAAAAUUCGCAUAGAUGACCUCCAAAUGAUCCAAUCUCUCAAAAUUGAAUUGGCUCAAAAGGCAACAAGCGAUUCUGUUUCAAGCGCAAGACAAUCUCCCGUACCUCCAACGAUCGAUCAACAAGAAAUUCGUCGCGUAAACCUCGAAUUAUCGAGUUCCUGUGCCCGAUUGUUCAAAAAUAUGUGUCGCGUUCAAGGCGCAAGUGACACAAUCGAAAUGGAUUUGACGAAACUCGAGAACGUCGCUAUCGUAAAAGACAAUUUGGCAGUAGAUCUUAUCACGAUAACCGAAUUUAAUGAUCUCAAAAGUGCUAAAGAGCGUCAAAAUCAGGAAUUGCGCGAGAUGAAGGCCAAAAAUGCGCAAAUGGAAAAAGUUUUGGAAAUCAUGAAUCAACAGCUGAAGGAACAGCAGAAGAUGUUGACGAAAAAAUCAGAUGAAGAGAUCAAUUUGAGGCAUUUGGUAGCGGAUUUGCAGAGUACGAGUGAUGAUAAUUACUUGUUGGUGAAGACAAAAACGGAGCUCGAUAUUGCUCAAGCAAGUGAGGAACAUCUGAAGUGCAAAAAUGAGCAAUUACAGCAAGAAAUUCAAGAGUUACAGAGAGAAUUGAAGUCGAAUGAGGUCGAUAAAGUCCAAAUUGACAGAGAAACAGCAGAAAAAUCGAAAAAUGAUUCGUUGAAGAUAAAGUUUUUGAAGAAAACACUUGCGAAUCUGAGAGAUGCUUACAUGCUGUAUACCCCUUUGUACGCGAUCGAAGACUUUUUACGGCUUUUUGCGAAAAUAAUAGAAGCUAAGAAAAAAUUAGACGAACGCGAAAAGACUCUCAACCAACAAUCCAUGCAAAAAGAUCUCCAAAAACUCGAAGAUGACCUUCGAAAACUUUCAAACACAAGCGAAGUUCAACUGAAAAUCGAUCUUUUGAAACUUCAAACGCAAAAUCAACUCUUGAACGAACAACUUUCCAAACUUGAAGACAAAUUUAAGGAACAAGAACGUACUUUGCAUGAAACUACGAUGAAAAACAUCGAAAACUCUCAACAUUGGAACACAAUCCAGAUGCUUUUCACUGAAAAUCGUACGUCUGGAGGUCGAUUCGCGACAAAAAUCAUUCAAACUGACAGGAAUUCUGUAGAUAAAUCUGUUGGAACUGACAAAACUUCCCACAAAUCUUCCGAAAAACAAGAUGAUCCCGAACGAACGCCUUCAGAAAAAGCUUCUCCAAUGCAUGUUGGGCGUCAAAUCGACUCUGAAAAGUUUGCUCAUGCCGUUUCUUCACAAGAAUCAUUAAAAACUCAACUUAAACAAGCUUUGAAUCUCGCAAGUGCAAGAAGUGCUUUGCUUCUUGAGACAGAAACACGUUUGGCGGAAGCGCAUGGAAGAGUCAGAUCAUUGGAAAAGUCCCUCGAAGACAAGGAAAGUCAAUUAAAAGCAGCGAAAGACACGAAACCCGACAAAACCACAAACGAACGGAAGGAAGACAAUAUUUUAAGCAUCACAAUUGCUUCGUUGCAAAACUUAUUACUUGAAAAGGACACAACUUUAUCCCGCUAUCGUGAAUUACUUGAAGCAGAACGUCAUGAACACUCGAAAAUCCAUGAAGAGCAACUUAUGGAGAUUAAAAAACUCCGUUUUAAGGUCGAAGAAUACGAAAAAGAGAUCAAAAAACGAGAUGAAGAAAGCAAAAUUGAAGUUAAAAAAGCAGAAAAAGACGAAAAUCGUAAAAAAAAGAAGGAAAUCACGUCUUCGAGUGACUCCGAAGAUCAUUCCAGCAGCAAAAUCGGGUCUGUUGAGAAGCAAAACACGGAAAGUACGAAGGAAAAAGCGCAAUCCAAGGCGUUGGAAGAAGAAAUUACAAAAUUACACAUCCAACUUCAAGAAGUCAGCGAUCGUGAAAAAAUUUGGGAGAAGAGUUUGAACGAAAAAGAGUCUGAAAUCCGUAAAUUACGUGAAAAACUUCAAACAACGCAUGUCGAAGGAGUCGAAAUCACGGAAAAUCUCGUAAAUCGUCGUGAAUUGGAGCAACUUCGAGCAUUAGUUGACGAAAAGGAGCGUCACAUUCAAGAUUUAACCGAAACUUUGAGUCAUUUCCACGAUGAUCAACAAAAAUUCAUGAACGACACGGAUAUUAAUGCCACAGAAGAAGUCACGCAACUCAGUUUGGAGUUAAAUCGAGCCGAAGCUUCAAAUCGCAUACUAAAAACUCAACUGGAUGCCAUCAAAAGACAAUUAUCGAACGUCACACAACGCGAAACUCAAGCGCGGGACUUGAUUAAAAACCUAAAAGCGCAAUUAAUUCGUCGUCCCGUGAUUUCCAUCAAAUCCGAGAGCUUGAUGAGUGUUCGAGAGGAGCAAUUAAGGAAACGAAAUCAACAAUUAGAGAACGAAUUGAGCGACAUAAAAGACGAAUUGCAUCGUCAACGAGCCUUAAACGACAAUCGACGAGCCAAAAGUGCUUCAGACCUCAAUUUAUGGGACAAGCAGAAACGUUGGCAACAAACCGCCGAAAAGCUCAAGGAAAAACUCAACGAACGCGAUGCUGAACUCGAUAAACUUCGUGCCACAGUUACAACUGCCAAAAACUCCAUCGCUCGUCUCGAACGAGAAAAACACAUUUUGGAGCAACGACGCGCGAAUCAUUACUGCAAUUCAGCGUCUUGUCCUAAUUUGCAUAUCGCAACUGGAGGAAAUUCGAACGAUAGAUCGGCAAGUGCAGGCGGAAAAUAUUCGGAAAGUCCCGAAUCGUAUGUGACUUCGAGUGUUACGCCUGAACAUGGAGGCGUAGCAUCUGUUCAAGUGCUGAACGAGUCAAAUCGAGAACUGGUAGAAGCGUUAAAAAGUCGCGUGGAGGCACAACAAAGGAGAAUUGUCGCAUUAGAGCUUGAAGGCAAAGGAUCGAAUGCGUUAGUGAUGGAAAUAGAAAAACUUCAAGACGCUAAUUCGGAGUUGCAAGCCUUGAAUGUUCGAUUGGAGGCGAAAAAUUUGCAAUUCCAACUCGAAAAUGAUAAAUUGCGACAAGGAAAUAACUCGGAGUUGAUGUUGAAGCAAAUUAAGCAUUUAGAAGAUUACAUCAGCACCAUCAAAGGCGAACUAAUUCGCUCAAAGGGAGCAAUUGAUGCUGCCAAAGAGACAAUCACUCAAGAACGGAACAAAAACCAACAACUAGAGAAAACCGUGGCAACAUUACGAGCCAUGAUCGACAAACUCAAGACCGAAUCUCGACCAAAAUCGGGACGUAGUUCGACUCCAACAACUAAAUCUCCCGAAAAACAGCAACCAUCAACGUCACGUGUCUCAAAUGAAAUGUACGAAAACCUCCAAUCGGAGUUCCAUAAGAUGCAAAAGGCCUAUAAUGAGCUCACGGAGAAACUUACUUCGAUGCAAGUCGAAUUGCAACUACAAACAGGCACUUGUAGCAAUUGCGGAGGACGACGUUACAGCGAAAGUAGUUCAAGCGAGAGUGUUGGAAGCGGCGAAAUUCCCGAUUUGGAGACAGAAUUGAAACGUCUCAAGGAGAAAUUGACGGAAAAGACACGUUUAUUGGACAAAGCGAAGAUUUUACUCACACGCGCUGCGGCAAAAGAGAAAAAUCUGCGCGAACAAAUCUCGUAUUUGCGACGUCGUUGUUCGGAAUUGCAAAAUGUUCCCGUAAUUGAGGAGACGAGUGAAUAAUUUUAGUGGUUAGAGUGAUU
Molecule: messenger RNA, 5885 nt
Organism: Culicoides brevitarsis
Lineage: Eukaryota; Metazoa; Arthropoda; Insecta; Diptera; Ceratopogonidae
Gene: Cep290
Product: centrosomal protein Cep290
Exons: 5
Coding region: 1-5865 (1954 amino acids)
Biological process (GO): ciliary transition zone assembly; non-motile cilium assembly
Cellular component (GO): centriolar satellite; ciliary transition zone
Source: RefSeq, a predicted model, not a curated record